AUGCAGGGCAUCGCGAUUCCGCAACAGCUCACAACGAAGAACCUCUGUUUCUUUGUGCUGCUCUUGACGUUGGUCUGCGUUGCAGUGGACGUCUUGCGCUCUGAUCGCAUGCCAGACGUUUCAGUGGUCUGUGGCGCUCGAUGCGUGGAGAAGCGCAUCCGAGCCAGGAUCAAAGCAGCCCAGCCGAAACUUGCACCACAAGUCCGAGCAACAUCAGCAUCAUCAGCUGGUAGUGACGUGCACUUGCCCAAGACUACAGCAGUUCCUGUAGUAGCAGCGAAUGUGGGGAUACUGGCAUCGACAAUCAAUGGCUUCACCUCGGCAUCGACUAGUCGUGGCGUUUCUUCCCUGACAAGCUCUGCGCCAAAAGCGCCCAAACCUAUCCGUAAGGAAGGCACAAGGCCGAUACGGACUCCAUCUACCGGUAUGACAACCAUGCAACCAACAACCCAGCAGCCAACAACUGCACUUCCGACGACUACACCAACAACCGCGACGCUGCUCACGAUACCUCCAACAACCUCGGCAUCCACGAAUGUGUCCACAGUAUGCGUUGACGAUGCUUGUGGUGAGAAUAGCUGCUGCUGCGCUGUGGAGAAAGUGCCUGACACGCAACUCACGCCGGACCUGAACACAGUACCUGACGAAAAUGCACUGAUAACCCGUCUCAAGGUGACCGGCAUCAAGGAAGGCGGCUGGUGGCAGCCGAAUGGCUGUACUGUGGAGCAUUCGCUGGCCAUUGUCAUCCCAUUUCGUAACCGCGAAGCGCACUUGCUGAUCUUUCUCCAGCACAUUCACCCGUACCUGCAGAGACAGAAGUUGGCGCACACAAUCUACGUUGUUGAUCAAGUUGACCAGUUGCCGUUCAACCGGGCAAUGUUAUUCAACGUCGGGUAUCGCGAAGCUAUGGCCGAGCGCAAUUACACAUGUUUAUCAUUUCACGACGUUGACAACAUACCUGUGGAUCCGAUGCUGAGCUAUCGUUGUGGACCACAGCCACAGCACAUGGCAGCGAGGACAGACAAAUGGAGUUGGGGUUUGCCGUAUGCUACAUUUACUGGUGGCGUUACCAAACAGUCACCCGAACAACUAGAGAAGAUGAACGGAUUUGCAAAUUUCUUCUGGGGCUGGGGCGGCGAAGACGAUGACAUCCUGACACGUUGGAAAGCAGCCGGAUACAAGUUAAACCGUCCGCCCUCUCCCGACGGUCGCUUUGCUACAGUAAAGCGCGACCACUUCCAGUCGUCUAAACCUAAUCCUCAACGUUUCAAGUUGCUGCAAACCAGUGGGUCAAGAAUGCAUGCGGACGGCUUGAAUAAUCUGAAGUAUAAAUUAGUGGAAAAGAAAAAGCAUGCUCUCUAUACUCGCCUGCGUGUUGAGCUGAGGAGCUGUAAACUGCAGGCGGUGCUCUUCUAUUUAUUCUGCUAG
Messenger RNA from Sycon ciliatum, 1428 nucleotides. RefSeq names its product beta-1,4-galactosyltransferase 1-like. The transcript has 3 exons. Gene Ontology annotation, molecular function: galactosyltransferase activity. NCBI's taxonomy places the organism in Eukaryota, Metazoa, Porifera, Calcarea, Leucosolenida, Sycettidae. Gene Ontology annotation, biological process: carbohydrate metabolic process. Gene Ontology annotation, cellular component: Golgi apparatus. The record is from RefSeq and is a predicted model, not a curated record. The coding region runs from base 1 to 1428 and encodes 475 amino acids.